Penicillium alfredii is the source of this 585-nucleotide messenger RNA. Its product is annotated as DUF4291 domain-containing protein. NCBI's taxonomy places the organism in Eukaryota, Fungi, Ascomycota, Eurotiomycetes, Eurotiales, Aspergillaceae. The record is from RefSeq and is a predicted model, not a curated record. Bases 1 to 585 code for a protein of 194 amino acids. The transcript is spliced from 2 exons.
AUGGAUCCACCAACCUCGAUACCCGAAAGAGCACCACAUAACCGGCACCGCGCCAUCCGAGCCAUGUACACAACCAACACCAUCACAGUCUACCAAGCCUACUCCCCCGAAAUCGCCGAACCAGCACUGCAAGCACAAACGUUCGUGGCGCUCUUCAAUCGCAACCGUAUGACAUGGAUCAAGCCCUCGUUUCUCUGGAUGGCAUACCGAUCCGGGUGGGCGAGCAAGCCGCAACAGGAGCGGGUUCUAGCGAUCGAAAUCACCAUCAAGGGCUUUGAAUGGGCGCUGCGCCAUGCGUGUCUGAGCCACGAUGAUAACAACAAAAACAACAGCCAGGACAAGCAGGGCUGGCAGCAGAGGUUGCGGUCAUCUCCUGUUCGUGUUCAGUGGGAUCCUGGACGUGACUUGCUGAUGCGGCCUUUGGGGACUCGCGCUAUUCAGAUUGGGUUGAGUGGGGAGGCGACCAUGAAGACGGCGGCGAAGUAUGUUGAAGAAGGUGAUUUGAUUGCUGCUGAGGAGUGUUUACCGGAGGAGCGGGUAUAUGAACUAUCUCCGGAGUUGCGGGAGAUAUUACAGGCCAUGUGA